UAAUACAUAUAUAUAUAAAUUGCACUAAAAUACAGAUGCUUCAACUGGACGGUAUACCUGUUCUGAUAGUAGUAUUCACAAUAUACCUCAGCUUGCUGGGAUUCCAGAUUACUAUGUUGUACGUGAACUGCGUUUGUGUAUUAAAAGCCUGUUUCAAGAGAAUUAAUGACAAUUUGGCACAUAUACCAAACGUUAUGAAAAACGAUGUAAAGCAACCUGCUCCUAGCUUAAUUUGUCUCGUGCAAAGAAAUCAAUUUUUGUUGAUUGAACUCAAAACCUUAAAAAAGCAACAUCUAAUGGUUAGCGACACAGUACAAAUGCUAAAUAUAAUCUUCAGUCCGCAACUCCUGGCUACUGUAACCGCAACCUUUAUUACUAUCACUUUUGGAUUGUAUUUCCACAUAGUUCGAUGGCAACAUGGAGUGUUCUUUAGUUUGAAUAAAGAGUUGAUUGAUGUGUUUUUAAUGAGUAUGGCAUCUAACAUUUUUAAAAUAACACUAGUUGUAUGGGCCUGCGAGACUGGUAAGAAUCAGGCCCAAGAAAUCGUUAUCACUAUUCACGAUCUACUUAACAGCACCAAUGACGAGCAAAUAAAAAACGAGUUGCAUUUAUUUUCGUUACAAACACUACAUUGUAAAAAUACAUUUUCGACGAAAGGUCUCACUGUCGAUGCAACGCUUCUUACAGUAAUAGUGGGUAAUAUUACUACGUAUCUAUUAAUAUUGAUACAAUUCUUAAAUGUGUCGCAUUCUUGUGACGGAAAGACAACAACUAGUGUUAGAUAA
Molecule: messenger RNA, 785 nt
Organism: Vollenhovia emeryi
Lineage: Eukaryota; Metazoa; Arthropoda; Insecta; Hymenoptera; Formicidae
Product: putative gustatory receptor 28b
Exons: 3
Coding region: 36-785 (249 amino acids)
Biological process (GO): sensory perception of taste
Cellular component (GO): neuronal cell body; axon; dendrite
Source: RefSeq, a predicted model, not a curated record